Messenger RNA from Closterium sp. Naga37s-1, 1134 nucleotides. The record is from the annotation of a GenBank genome assembly. Lineage: Eukaryota; Viridiplantae; Streptophyta; Zygnematophyceae; Desmidiales; Closteriaceae.
AUGCGUGCAGGGCAACAGCGCGGAGCAGAGCAGGGGCAGCAACAGGCGGCAACGGGCAGCACAGGCUCGGGCAGCAACGGUCGGCAACGGGCAGCACACGCGCGGGCAGCAACGGGCGGCGACGGGCAGCACAAGCACAGGCAGCAACGGGCGGCAACAGGCAGCACAGGCACGGGCAGCAACGGGCGGCAACGGGCAGCACAGGCACGGGCAGCAACGGGCGGCAACGGGCAGCACAGGCACGGGCAGCAACAGGCGGCAACGGGCAGCACAGGCACAGGCAGCAACGGGCGGCAACAGGCAGCACAGGCACGGGCAGCAACGGGUGGCAACGGGCAGCACAGGCACGGGCAGCAACAGGCAGCAACGGGCAGCACAGGCACAGGCAGCAACAGGCGGCAACAGGCAGCACAGGCACGGGCAGCAACGGGCGGCAACGGGCAGCACAGGCACGGGCAGCAACGGGCGGCAACGGGCAGCACAGGCACGGGCAGCAACGGGCGGCAACGGGCAGCACAGGCACGGGCAGCAACAGGCGGCAACGGGCAGCACAGGCACGGGCAGCAACGGGCAGCAACGGGCAGCACAGGCACGGGCAGCAACGGGCGGCAACAGGCAGCACAGGCACGGGCAGCAACGGGCGGCAACAGGCAGCACAGGCACGGGCAGCAACGGGCGGCAACGGGCAGCACAGGCACGGGCAGCAACGGGCGGCACGGGCAGCACAGGCACGGGCAGCAACGGGCGGCAACAGGCGCACAGGCACGGGCAGCAACGGGCGGCAACGGGAAGCACAGGCACGGGCAGCAACGGGCGGCAACGGGCAGCACAGGCACGGGCAGCAACAGGCGGCAACGGGCAGCACAGGCACAGGCAGCAACGGGCAGCAACAGGCAGCACAGGCACGGGCAGCAACGGACGGCAACGGGCAGCACAUGCACGGGCAGCAACGGGCGGCAACGGGCAGCACAGGCACAGGCAGCAACGGGCGGCAACAGGCAGCACAGGCACGGGCAGCAACAGGCGGCAACUGGCAGCACAGGCACGGGCAGCAACAGGCAGCACAGGGAGGCAGCCGUACUGAGGGCGGCUGCUGAGGUCCAGGGGCGGCUUCACCAGGGGCAGCUGCUCUAG